This is a messenger RNA of Rhinocladiella mackenziei CBS 650.93, 504 nucleotides long. RefSeq names its product ribosomal protein L13. Gene Ontology annotation, cellular component: ribosome; mitochondrial large ribosomal subunit. Bases 1 to 504 code for a protein of 167 amino acids. Gene Ontology annotation, molecular function: mRNA binding; structural constituent of ribosome. The transcript has 2 exons. NCBI's taxonomy places the organism in Eukaryota, Fungi, Ascomycota, Eurotiomycetes, Chaetothyriales, Herpotrichiellaceae. Gene Ontology annotation, biological process: translation; negative regulation of translation. The record is from RefSeq and is a predicted model, not a curated record.
AUGUCGCAAACUGUAGGCAAGACUCGCCUUGCCUAUUCUCGCACAUGGCACUACAUUGAUGUCGGAACUGACCCACGACCGCUGGGUCGAAUCGCCUCAUCCAUCGCAGUGUUUCUUAUGGGAAAGCACAAACCGAUAUGGGAUCCUUCGACCGAUUGCGGAGACUACGUGAUUGCGGCCGGAUGCCACGAUCUGCGCGUGACCGGCAAAAAACGCUUCCAGAAACAGUACUACACGCACACUACACGGCCAGGCAGCCUGAAGCAGAUGAGUAUGGAUAAGAUGUUUGAAAAAUGGGGCGGAGGCGAGGUUUUGAAGAAGGCCGUCCGGGGAAUGCUACCGAAGAACAGGCUGAGGGAUAAGAGGCUGGCACGGUUAAAAGUUUUCGAGGGCACUGCGCAUCCGUACAAGCAGAACAUCGUCAGAUUUGCAGGGAAGCCACACAUUCCAGGCCCGGUCACGGAGGCGAUUAAAGCAACGAAAACGAAGGCAAUUUCAUCGUGA